CGAAACACCAAUGAAGACUCAACAAAACCAAACCGGCCAAUGCUAAUGGAGAACUACACAAUUCCAAGUGUAGGUCCAAAAACUUACCAAAAUGGAGGAAGUGCCCUCUACUUUGACAGCGGCAUUGCCACUUGCACAGCAGAUAUCAGACGGGAAGUUUGGCAAAAAGAUGGAAGGAGGCUCAAGUUCUUGAAAUUUAGUUUGCCAAUCCUCUUCCGCAGCGGCAGGAUCAACAUCCUCUGGAGGGAAAUCAAAGUACUUCAACGUUUCAUCGAAGAAAUCAUCCGUUACCCCGCUGAAAUUUUUGUCGAAAAACCAAGAGUCGUUCAUAUUAAAAAAACCUGCAACAAUCGAACAAACACAGGGAAGAAAAAAAAACCCGUCAUUCACAAUCCGAAACCCACCAAUGACAUUCACGAAAGGAAACGAAUUGAGCAAAGAGGAUAUGCAAUCGCCGAAAAUCACACGCAUACACACAGAGAGAAAGAACAGGAAGACAAGACAAACCCUCAAGUAUUCGAUAUCCUUAUCAUCCGAACUCUCAAUACUCCAUGUAUCCAACCUUAUCCAAGAAAAACAAAUAUGCAGCCAAAUUCUUCAGAGCAAUCACAUUCUGUCAUGGACACGUUUUGAAAAAUAUAUAUGGGAAUCAGGGGCAAGAAAAACUGACCAUGAAAAGACAGUCCUUUUAAGAUUCUAAGACGAUACGUUUUACCCUUAAUUACCCCGCACGCACAUUCCAAUAUUCCAACACAUUAAUAGCAAAUCCAUUUUGACUCAAAAUGUGCCACACGGGAUUAGUGGGCUUUUAUUUUCUUUCAUAUGAUUAUUCUCACCCCUUCCUCUUCUAAUCUUCUUGCUCACCCGGGCCGCUUGUAGGAUUUCUAUUGGCUGCAGUUAUGUGGCACACCCACUAAUUACCCGCCACAUCACUGAUUAACCCUAUUCGAAACACACAUUCCCUAUAUAUAUAUAUAUUUUUUACCAUUGAAAAGAUAUACACUCCUAAUCACCCACAAACCAAAAAUGGCAAGGAGAGGGAGAGUUUCUCUCCCAAGUCAGGAGGAUCCACACCCACUAAAUAAGAACGAAAAUUUAUGGAAAACACCAAGACUCAUAUACCAGACGGAUGGGGAAAAUAGUAGGUGCGUCCUUUUCAAACGGUGAUUACCCUAUCGUUUUCUUCGUGUCUGUGACAUUUAAUCAAACACCUAGAAGACAGCAUCGCUAAGCAAAACUACUUCCUUCUUCUUCCCUCCCUCUUUCAACGCAUUUUCGUUACUAAAAGAAUGCCUAAUUAAACUGCAGCAGAAAACCGAAACUCUCUCUCUCUCAUACGUUUUCCCCCCCAAAAAAAAACAAUUUCGAAAAAUUUCCACUCGUUUUCCUCCAUUUUCCUCGCCGAACAAACACAACACAGCCAAACGGCAGCGAAAACUCUCAAUUUCUCAGGGGCGGCCAUGCAACUGAACGGAUAACAAGCAUAACAAAACGGGAAUAAAAAGAAAAAAAAAACAAAAUGCAACUACACAGCAGAAAUCAGCGCGCGCGCGCGGGCAACAGAGAAUAUAGAUAGAUAGAGAGGUGAGAAGAGGAAAGAACCUGGCUCGGCUGGCUAAACGGGAGAGAAUGAGUGGAAACCCUAGGGGUAGCCCUAGAGAAGGAAGGAAGCGAGGAGUGUCGGCAUUUUCUGGUAGCUGGGAGGGAAGAAACGAGCGGGGAGCGUGGGGAAGCUUAGCGACGGAGGCCGGGCAUUUCAAUUUCCGGCGGCGGCGAGAGAGGAGGGUGAAAGCGGGUGGGAGAGGAGCCGAGGAGGAGGAGAAGGAAGGGGAUGAGAUGAGAUGAGGUGGCGGUGGGGAGUGAUGAAGAAAUGUGAGCGAGAGAGAGAGAGAGAGAGAGAUUCCGCACUUCCGCCUCCGCUUUGAAUCUCGAUGUCUGAGAUAGAAAGAGGGAUUUUUUUUUUAGGUUUUCUACUCGGAGGGCGCGUUACGCUGGGGGCGGGCUCAUGGAAAUCCCGUGCAUCCCGCGCUUAUUAUUUUCCCGGUGGCGAUUUCUUUUAAACAGAAAAAAAUGGUGUGGCAGAAUUUGUUGUGUUGCCAAAUGCCAAUGCCAUAUUACGAUUUUUGUGAAAUAGGCAUUCAUGAAUUCAAUCGCGAGCUAUUAUGUUGUUAAAAAAAAAUAAAUUUCAUUUAAAAAAUACAUAAAAAAAUU
This is a messenger RNA of Linum trigynum, 2211 nucleotides long. The record is from the annotation of a GenBank genome assembly. Lineage: Eukaryota; Viridiplantae; Streptophyta; Magnoliopsida; Malpighiales; Linaceae.